ACAGCAUCAUAAAUCUCAUCACGACGAACUUUCUUCUCUUUCUCCGUCGAUUCAAUCCUCCACUUCCCGAUUCCUUCCUCCGCCGCCGGAGAAACCUUCACAACCUCCGUCUCAAACCUAACCAUCUCCUCAAUCCCAAACUCCUUAGCGAAAUCUUUCAAAUACGCCAAAACUUCGCCAUGACUCGGAAACCUCCUCGGAUCUCUAGACACACCGGAACGAACCACGAACGGGAAAUCUCUGUAUCCGGUACACUCUCGUGUACCGUUGAUUCGUAGAGAUCUAUAGACGCUUGAAUGAACAACGGAUCGGGUCGGGUCAACACUUAACGGAUCCGAUUCGACUUCAUCGGUGUAGAUCCAGGUUCCUCCGACUUGUUUUUGUUUCUCGAAAACGACCACCGAGUGACCUUCUCGUCGAAGCUCUCGUGCCGCUACUAGACCUGCAGGUCCAGCACCGAUAACCGCCACGUGGUGUGAUCUGGUUGGUGAUAAUGCAGGUGCCAUUUGUGUGUUCUUUGAUUAGAAUCUAUGAAUCACAAUCACACACAGUUGUUACAAUUUAUGAUUACAAUGUUUUUAAUAAUCAAUUUGGUGUGUUAGAAACUUACACGAAUCUGUUAUUACAGACGUAGAUUGCCACGUUUUGGUUGAUAGAGAGAAAUGCUUUUAUUAUAUAACUUGUGUCAUUGUAUUUCUUCUCCACCGAGACAGUGAAACAUCAAUCAAUAUGAGCAAUCAUCAAACUAAGCAGGUAUUGAAGCAAUUGGAGCCAUGGUGUGAACUUAAAGAUAAAGUGGUUCUUGUGACAGGUGCUUCAUCUGGUAUAGGGAGAGAGAUCUGUCUUGAUCUAUGCAAAGCUGGUUGUAAGAUUGUAGCAGCAGCUCGUCGUGUUGAUCGUCUCAACUCUCUCUGUUCUGAAAUCAACAGCUUUGGUGCAAUCGGAGUCCAAGCCGCAGCUCUUGAGCUAGACGUUUCAUCAGACGCAGACACUAUUCGAAAAGCGGUUAAAGAAGCUUGGGAAAUCUUUGGAACGAUCGAUGUUUUGAUUAACAAUGCUGGAAUCAGAGGCAAUGUCAAGUCUAGUUUGGAUUUAUCAAAAGAAGAAUGGGACAAAGUCUUUAGAACCAACUUGACCGGAUCUUGGUUAAUAUCCAAAUACGUCUGCCUUUUGAUGCGUGACGCUAAGCGUGGGGGCUCGGUGAUUAACGUCUCGUCGAUCUCUGGGCUUCAUCGCGGUUUGUUGCGCGGUGGACUAGCGUAUGCUUGUUCCAAAGGUGGUGUUGACACCAUGACGAGGAUGAUGGCUAUUGAGUUAGCUGUUUAUAAGAUCAGAGUGAACUCGAUCGCACCUGGGAUUUUCAGGUCAGAGAUCACACAAGGUCUUUUCCAGAAAGAGUGGCUCGAGAAGGUAACGGAAAAGAUUGUACCAUUAAAGAUGCAACAGACUGUGGAUCCGGGGCUUACAUCUCUCGUUCGCUAUCUCAUUCACGAUUCUUCCCAAUAUGUCACCGGGAAUACAUACAUAGUCGAUUCCGGAGCUACACUCCCCGGUGUGCCCAUUUUUUCUUCUCUUUGAAAAUCUUAGUCAAAAUCUUCUGU
This is a messenger RNA of Arabidopsis thaliana (thale cress), 1601 nucleotides long. RefSeq names its product NAD(P)-binding Rossmann-fold superfamily protein. The transcript has 2 exons. The record is from RefSeq and is marked reviewed. The coding region runs from base 730 to 1578 and encodes 282 amino acids. NCBI's taxonomy places the organism in Eukaryota, Viridiplantae, Streptophyta, Magnoliopsida, Brassicales, Brassicaceae.